AUGGCUGCUCCACCAGCAAGGGCACGAGCAGAUUAUGAUUAUCUUAUUAAGCUCCUUCUGAUCGGCGAUAGCGGUGUUGGUAAAAGUUGCCUUCUUUUGCGUUUUUCUGAUGGUUCUUUCACCACUAGUUUCAUCACUACAAUUGGUAUUGAUUUCAAGAUAAGAACCGUUGAACUUGAUGGCAAACGGAUCAAACUCCAAAUUUGGGACACAGCUGGUCAAGAACGAUUCCGAACCAUCACAACAGCUUACUACAGGGGUGCUAUGGGGAUUUUAUUGGUGUAUGAUGUUACUGACGAAUCAUCUUUCAACAACAUAAGAAACUGGAUUCGCAACAUUGAACAACAUGCUUCAGACAAUGUUAACAAGAUUCUUGUUGGGAAUAAGGCUGAUAUGGAUGAAAGCAAAAGGGCUGUUCCGACUGCAAAGGGUCAAGCUCUUGCGGAUGAAUAUGGCAUUAAGUUUUUCGAAACUAGUGCAAAAACGAACCUAAAUGUGGAGCAAGUUUUCUUUUCGAUAGCAAAGGAUAUCAAGCAAAGGCUUUCAGACACUGAUUCCAAGGCUGAGCCAUCAACGAUUAAAAUUAAUCAACCAGAUGCAACAGCUGGGAAUGGUCAACUUGGACAGAAAUCAGCUUGCUGUGGUUCUUAAAAAAUAUGAUGGUGGAGUGGAGUGCUUGCUUGCUAUUCUUCAAUGGGAAGAUUGUGUUGUGGUAGUGUGUGAAAGGUAGUAGCUUCUUUUUAUUUUGAAAAAUCAUUUUUCUUUCCUUAUAUAAUUUGAUUUUGUUUUGACAUGGCGAUGUGGUAGACAAUGUUUGUGUUUGUUUUUCCCUGGCCUAAUGUGUUAUAGCACUAACAAUGAUGUCAUGAAACGAUUGUAACUAUACUUAUUGUGUGGAGGCCUUCCUGUUUCUAUA
Messenger RNA from Lactuca virosa, 916 nucleotides. Lineage: Eukaryota; Viridiplantae; Streptophyta; Magnoliopsida; Asterales; Asteraceae. The record is from the annotation of a GenBank genome assembly.